GGAAUACUGGCCCGAUACUUCUUCCGUUCAAAGCAUUUCUUUGGAAGCAGCUCGGAAAAGAGUGCGUUUGGUGUGGUUGGGUUUACCACGUGUUAAGUAAUAUUUUGGCAAAAUGGGUCGUAUGCACGCGCCUGGUAAGGGUAUAUCCCAGUCAGCAUUACCAUACAGAAGAAGUGUCCCCAACUGGUUGAAAUUGAAGGAUGAAGACGUUAGGGAGCAAAUCAGCAAAUUGGCCCGCAAGGGUCUUACUCCUUCUCAAAUAGGUGUAAUUCUCAGGGAUUCACAUGGUGUUGCGCAAGUGAGAUUUGUGUCACAAAAUAAAAUCCUGCGCAUUAUGAAAGCUAUGUCCUUGGCUCCAGAUCUACCAGAGGACCUGUAUUACCUUAUUAAGAAAGCUGUAGCAAUCAGAAAGCAUUUGGAAAGAAACAGGAAGGACAAGGAUUCAAAGUUUCGCCUGAUUCUUGUGGAGUCAAGAAUCCACCGGCUUGCUCGGUACUACAAGAAGAAGACUAUUCUUCCACCAAACUGGAAAUAUGAAUCAAGCACAGCAUCUGCUCUUGUUGCAUAAGAAAAUGUAUCAAUAAAUAAUAAAUUUAUUAUGAAAACUGAA
Schistocerca americana (American grasshopper) is the source of this 610-nucleotide messenger RNA. It is a transcript of the gene RpS13, whose product is annotated as 40S ribosomal protein S13. Bases 113 to 568 code for a protein of 151 amino acids. The record is from RefSeq and is a predicted model, not a curated record. The transcript is spliced from 4 exons. Gene Ontology annotation, cellular component: ribosome; cytosolic small ribosomal subunit; nucleolus. Gene Ontology annotation, molecular function: small ribosomal subunit rRNA binding; structural constituent of ribosome. NCBI's taxonomy places the organism in Eukaryota, Metazoa, Arthropoda, Insecta, Orthoptera, Acrididae. Gene Ontology annotation, biological process: translation.